Molecule: messenger RNA, 906 nt
Organism: Penicillium mononematosum
Lineage: Eukaryota; Fungi; Ascomycota; Eurotiomycetes; Eurotiales; Aspergillaceae
Exons: 1
Coding region: 1-906 (301 amino acids)
Molecular function (GO): nucleic acid binding
Source: RefSeq, a predicted model, not a curated record
AUGGCUGACGCAGCUGAGUGUAGCGAAAAGACCAUCAAAAAUACUCGCAGAAACCUGCGACUGUUUGGACAAGUUUAUGCCCCCUCAACUCGUAUCGGUCGAAGACGAAGCAUAACACCACCCAUGUUAGAAGCGCUCUGUGACCAUCUGCUGGAAAAACCAGGCUUGUACCUCGAAGAGAUGGUUAUCUUUCUAUGUGAUGAAUUCCAGAUGCUAGCGUCAACCUCUAGCAUUAGGAGGGCUCUCGUAUCUAAAGGGUGGUCUAAAAAGACUGCUCGGCAUAGUGCGAAAGAGCAGAACGCCGAGCUACGAGAAAUAUAUCUUCACAACCUCUCUGACUUUGAGUCGUACCAUCUUGUUUAUGUUGAUGAAUCUGGAUGCGAUAAGCGCAUUGGGUUCCGACGAACAGGUUGGUCACCACUCGGUGUAGCACCUCGGCAAGUGUCUCAGUUCCACCGUGACGAGCGCUAUCAAAUUUUGCCUGCGUAUGCCCAAGAUGGUAUUUUGAUGAGUCGAGUCUUUCGCGGCUCGACGGAUGCCGCUGUGUUUGAAGACUUCGUUGAUGAGCUCCUUCGUCAUUGCGGGAGAUGGCCAGAGCCGAAAUCUGUUCUGGUCAUGGAUAAUGCAUCGUUUCACCACUCUGAGCGGAUUUCGCAGAUGUGUGCUAAUGCGGGAGUCAAACUGGUGUAUUUGCCUCCGUACUCGCCAGACCUAAACCCGAUUGAAGAGUUUUUUGCUGAACUCAAAGGCUUUAUACGACGCAAUUGGUGCUACUACGCAGAAGAUCCAGACCGAGAAUUCGCCUCAUUUCUCGAACGGUGUAUCAAUCAGGUUGGGGCAAAGAAAAACAGUGCUAGGGGCCAUUUUCGGCACGCAGACCUUAGUGUUGAGAAUUUAGAUGAUUGA